Molecule: messenger RNA, 1058 nt
Organism: Galeopterus variegatus (Sunda flying lemur)
Lineage: Eukaryota; Metazoa; Chordata; Mammalia; Dermoptera; Cynocephalidae
Gene: THG1L
Product: tRNA-histidine guanylyltransferase 1-like (S. cerevisiae)
Exons: 6
Coding region: 1-897 (298 amino acids)
Biological process (GO): tRNA modification
Molecular function (GO): magnesium ion binding; tRNA guanylyltransferase activity
Source: RefSeq, a predicted model, not a curated record
AUGUGGGCUGCGGGCAGCGUUAAGGUUCGCUAUUGUUUGGCUGCCACUUCUGUCACUCUGAGACGGUGCCUGACAUUGGGGGCGACCAUGGCAAAAAGCAAGUUUGAGUACGUGCGGGACUUUGAGGCUGACGACACCUGCCUGGCCCACUGCUGGGUGGUAGUGCGGUUGGACGGCAGGAACUUCCAUCGGUUUGCUGAGAAGCACAGCUUUGCAAAACCUAAUGACAGCCGGGCUCUCCACCUGAUGACAAAAUGUGCACAGACGGUAAUGGAAGAACUGGAGGAUAUUGUGAUCGCAUAUGGACAGAGUGAUGAAUACAGCUUUGUCUUCAAGCGGAAAAGCAAUUGGUUUAAAAGAAGAGCCAGUAAGUUCAUGACUCAUGUGGCCUCCCAGUUUGCCUCCAGCUAUGUGUUUUAUUGGCGGGAUUACUUUGAGGACCAGCCCCUUCUGUAUCCCCCAGGCUUUGAUGGAAGAGUCGUGGUGUAUCCUAGCAACCAGACAUUAAAGGACUACCUCAGCUGGCGGCAAGCAGAUUGUCACAUCAAUAAUCUUUAUAAUACAGUUUUCUGGGCACUUAUACAACAGUCUGGACUAACACCAGUACAAGCCCAAGGGAGAUUACAGGGAACUCUCGCAGCAGACAAGAAUGAGAUUUUGUUUUCUGAAUUCAACAUCAACUACAAUAAUGAGCCAUUGAUGUAUAGGAAAGGGACUGUGUUGAUAUGGCAGAAGGUGGAUGAAGUCACAACAAAAGAAGUUAAGCUGCCAGCAGAAAUGGAAGGAAAAAAGAUGGCAGUAACCCGGACCAGGACUAAGCCAGUGCCCUUACACUGCGAUAUCAUCGGGGAUGCGUUCUGGAAGGAACAUCCAGAAAUCCUAGAUGAAGACAGCUGACCUUUUUUCUCUUCGAUUCUGGUGUGCUUAACCAUGUAAGGCCCCUCCAAGUCUCCUUACCUUAGGUGGCCCAAGCAUUCUUACCACUCAGAACACUGUGCCAAGAAUGACAUGGCUUGAGUUGGGAUGGGAACAGUGAAGGAAGGGAUGGAUGGGGGCGG